CCGAGGCGAGUGUCCGCUGGAGACGGGAGGAGGCGGCGGCGCCGGCAGCAGCAGCAGCAACGGGUCAGCGGGCCGACGGUUGGCGACUCUCCCCUCCCUCCGGCACCUGGCGCGAUGUCCGUGCUGCGGCGCGGCCACGGGGCGUCCGUGGAGGAGGAGGAGGAGGUGAUGGAGGUCGAGGCCAGUCCCUUGGUCCGGUCCGCGACGGCGGACGAGCCGCUGCAGUCUGGUGGCAGCCGGCACCGGGAGCGGGGGCAUCCCACUCACGGCGGGCUGCAGUCGUCGCACCGGCUGCUGGCGUACAGCGAUGCGCUGAUCUCUAUCGUAGCCACUGUCAUGAUUUUGCCUGUAUGUCAUACAAAAAUUAGAACAGAUCAGGAACUGGAAGCAAGUCUGCAGCAACUUCUUGCAACCAAAAUAGCUGUUUACAUAAUGACGUUUUUAAUAGUGACUGUGGCUUGGGCGUCGCAUAUCAGAUUAUUCCAAGUAAUUGAACAAAUAGAUGAUGUUCUUGCCCUUCUCAAUUUGGCAUGCAUGAUGCUCAUAACCUUCCUGCCUUAUACUUUUUCCCUGAUGGCCUCAUUUCCAGAUGACAAACUUGGAAUUCUAUCAUUUUGUGUUUGUGCCAUUAUCAUUGGAUUAAUUCAGGCCAUAAUUGUAAUUUACGGAUUCCACCAACCUUACUUAUUGAAUGCCCUUAUUUGUGCAUCAAAUGAUCGAACUUCUUAUAAGUACCAAAUCUUAAAGGUGACCUUACAAGCUCCUGGUAUGUUCCUCAUAGCAGCAAUCAUGUCUUUCAUCUAUUGUCCAGUGGCAUACGCAGUGCUUGCACUUGUCAUCUUUCUCCCAUAUAUUAGUCAGGGUACACAGUGGUGCGGAAACAAGAUUAAGGGUCAAAAAGAAAUACAAAGAGUGUCUUUUUACACAUUUCAUCCAAAUGAGCCACUGAGUAAAGAGCGUAUAGAAGCUUUUAGUGAUGGAGUGUUCGCUAUUGUUGCCACACUUCUUAUUUUAGACAUAUGUGAGGACAAUGUUCCUGAACCUAAAGAAGUCGCAGUUAAGUUCCAUGGCAAACUCUUUGAUGCACUAAUUGAUUAUGGUCCGGAAUUUCUGGCUUAUUUUGGUUCUUUUGUGACAGUUGGCCUCCUCUGGUUUGUUCACCAUUCACUCUUUCUCUACAUCACUAAAUCAACAAGACUUAUGGGCCUCCUGAAUACUGUCUCCCUUGCUUUUAUUGGUGGACUUCCUUUGGCCUUUCAGCUCACUCACGAAUUUGCGGCCAAGUCACAUAAUGAAAUUGAGGCAAUUCAAAUUAGUUGUGUUAUAAUUUUUCUUGCAAGUCUCUUUCAGUUUGCAAUAUGGGUUGCUGCUCUCCACAAUGAAAAGGAAAAUUUACAUCACCAUAUCCAUUAUGGCGGCAAAGAACAUGCAUUUAUGUUUGCCAAACUUUCACUUUAUCCUUCUGUGGCAUUUAUUACAUUCUGCUUAACAUAUAUUUUAAGCAGGUUUAGCACAGAAAUUUUCCAUUUGAUGCAAAUUAUUGUUCCAUUCGCGUUUGUUCUUUUACGAAUCAUUGUCCGAAUUGCUCUAGUUAUUCUGACGUGGUUAUUUAGUCGACUAAAACCAAGAACAUCAGUGUUGAGCGAGGAAGAAGAAUCUGUCAUCUCUGGCAAUGAGACUUGAGAGUAGCAGUGUUAUAGAUUAUAUAGCAUAGAAAUAUUUUUAUUUCUAUGGUUUUGUUUUAAAAGUUCAUAUGCACAAAUUUGAAGAAUUUUAACAUUCCUUUGGUCCUUUUGAGGUAUUUUAUUCCUGAAAUACCUCAAAAGCUCAAUGUAUCAAAAUAACCCUCUAGAUGCUGUAAAAUAGUGAAAUGCACUGUGUAAUGUGGUUAUGUAUUAUUACAGAAUAUGAAAUAUGUUGGAAAAUGACAUUCCUAGGCUAUCAAAAUUAUUCCUAGUUUUGUCUAAAUAUUUUACAAGUCAUUUAAUUUUAAGUUUAAAUAAUUGUGUAGUGCUCCAAUUUCAGUGAUACUGUUACAGUAACAUUUCAGUACAUUUUCAGUUUGCUGUGUUAUGUCAGGUUUCAAUUUUGCCUCUUUGUUAACUUAAGAUACAUUUUUAAUUACAUUUUUCUAAAAUCGCAAUAUUAUCUGUUGAGUGUCAAAUCGUGUACAAGUCAGUUACUGAAAGAGUUGAGUUAUUUUACCAAUUGUUAUGAUUUGGGUAUUAAAGGUCAUAAGUGAUAAGAGUAGAUUUAGGCCAUUCGGCCCAUCAAGUGUACUCCACCAUUCAAUCAUGGCUGAUCUAUCUCUCCCUCCUAAUCCCAUUCUCCUGCCUUCUCCCCAUAACCUCUGACACCUGUACUAAUCAAAAAUCUAUCUAUGUCUGCCUGAAAAAUAUCCACUGACUUGGCCUCUACAGCCUUCUGUGGCAAAGAACGCCACAUAUUUAGUCACCACCCUCUGACUAAAAAAAAUGUCUCCUAAUAGAAUAGAAUGUCCUUUAAUUCUGAGGCUAUGACCUCUAGUCCUAGACUCUCCCACUAGUGGAAAGAUCCUCUGCAUAUCCACUCUAUCCAAGUUAUUCUGUAUGUUCUGUUUUAUUCUAUUCUGUAUUUUCUAUUCUGUAUGUUUCAAAGAGGUGUCCCCUCUUCAUUCUUCUAAACUCCAGCGAUUAUAGGCCCAGUGCCGGCAAGCGUUCUUCAUAGGUUGACCUACUCAUCCCUGGGAUCAUUUUUGUAAACCUCCUCUGGUCAGCACAUCCUUCCUCAGUAAAACACUUGAUCCGCCCACUCACCCUGAAACAAUACGCUGAAAUAGCAUAUUUGUCCACCACAGAUAAAUCCUUCAUUCCACUUGCCUGUCCUCAGUACCUAUGACAUGUUAAAUGAUUGUUCCAAACAAAAUAACAGAUUUUGGUGUUGCGGUAGUAAUUGUAAAAUAACUACAAGAUGAAGAGUGGAUUUAAUAAUAUUCAUUGAAUAAACUGGGAAAUAAACUCUUGUACAAUAGAAUGUUAUUAUGUAAAAUCCUGCUGUACCUAUUAACCUUUGUCUUAAUAUUUUAAAAAUGAAUCAAUUAUUAAAAUGUUGUCCUAUUCAGUGGCAUGGAUCAGUUAUUAAAAUGCCAUCCUAUUCAUAGUCCAUUGCUGUCAGUGGUUGAUUAUUCUGAAAUCUACAAUGUCAUUGCAAAUGACCACAUGGCUUUAAAUAAAUUAUGCUCAUACAUAUUGUUUACUUU
Leucoraja erinaceus (little skate) is the source of this 3238-nucleotide messenger RNA. It is a transcript of the gene tmem175, whose product is annotated as transmembrane protein 175. The record is from RefSeq and is a predicted model, not a curated record. Gene Ontology annotation, molecular function: proton channel activity; potassium ion leak channel activity. Gene Ontology annotation, cellular component: endosome; lysosome. Bases 115 to 1683 code for a protein of 522 amino acids. Lineage: Eukaryota; Metazoa; Chordata; Chondrichthyes; Rajiformes; Rajidae. The transcript has 10 exons.